Messenger RNA from Cyphomyrmex costatus, 1868 nucleotides. RefSeq names its product protein BTG2. The record is from RefSeq and is a predicted model, not a curated record. The transcript has a single exon. Gene Ontology annotation, cellular component: cytoplasm; nucleus. Gene Ontology annotation, biological process: negative regulation of cell population proliferation. Lineage: Eukaryota; Metazoa; Arthropoda; Insecta; Hymenoptera; Formicidae. Bases 987 to 1574 code for a protein of 195 amino acids.
GAUGAACACGGGACCUCCGUGAGUUGGAUAGAGAGAGCGAGAGGGAGAGAGAGAGAGAGAGAUAAAAAAGAGCAGGUCCAUCAUCGGUCACGAGAAAGUUUUAGAAUCAGCCAACCUGUCGGGUUUCGACAACGGCAAGAGAAACAGUGUCGAAGGUUCGGAGUUUUUGACGACGACGACGACUCCGGUUUUAGAGUUGAGCUCCAGCUCGAACCCAUCGACGCCGACGGUUCCGGAUCGGCCAAAUCGUCGUCGGAAUCGAUCCGGUGAAACGAAGCGUGGAACGAAACAUAGAACGCGCCUUUCGUUCCACGCGAGCAGUGAGGGAUUCGCGCGCAAGGACGAGUCAACGAGGCGAACUCGCAGGCGAGCGUUAAGAAAAACGACGCGCGGACGCUCAGCCGACAAGUCAAUCCCCCACGAACAUCUGUCACUGUGCGUCGGAUUGCCGCAUCCUCAUCGGUGAGGAUCUCCGAGGGACGCUCCGGCGGUUAGCCUGUCGCGCUGGAGGGUCGACGACGUACGACGAGCGCUGUAGAGUGCUACGCAGCGACGUGGCGACGACGCCAUUUUGUGACUGGUACUGUGCGUUUCUUUCGGCAUCAACGCCGUCGGGCUUACUCAUCGCCGCGCCGUGACCCGUGACACGCGGCGCGUAUCUCUCCGUAUCGUCCUCGAUCAGUGUAAAAAACGGCAGUGGAGCGCUUUUCGAGCCUCCGGAAAUCAUCGUGGUGGAUCGCGCGAGGAACGACGAGACAGAGCGAGAAAGAGAGAGAGAGACAAACAGUGUAUUUGAGAUCAAGAGUGCGUCAUCAGCGGCGUGACUUACCAUCCACGCACAUCCGUCAAUCGCACCGCGCGCGCGAGAGAGAGCGAGAGAGAAAGAAAGAGAGAGAGAGAGAGAGAGGAGAGAGGGAGAGAAAGAGAGAGAAUAUUUUUCGUUCAAUUAUCGUUAUCGAAGUCUUCGCCCUGGGUCACUACCGACCAUGAGACUGGAAAUCGUGUCGGCGGCGGAUUUUCUGGUGCACCUGCUGCGCCUGCAGGCGGGACAGCUGUCGGAACGGCAACUGGAGAUGUUCAAGUCAUCGUUGACGGAGGUGUUGCGCCAUCGUUACCGGGACCACUGGUUCCCCGAUCGACCGAAUCGCGGCUCCGGCUACCGUUGCAUACGCAUCAACGGCAAAAUGGACCCGGUGAUCGCGCAAGCCGGUGCGAACGUCGGCCUGCUGCCGACGGUGCUGCACAGCCUGUUCCCCAGCGAGCUCACCAUGUGGAUCGAUCCGUCGGAGGUGUCGUACAGGAUCGGCGAGAACGGUUCCAUCUGCGUGUUGUACGAGCGUACCGAGGCCGAGAGCGCGGAAGAGAUCUCCCAACAACAGCAGCAGCAACAGCAUCAUCAUCAUUCGCAGCAUCAACAAGCGCCAACCAUGUCGUCGCCGUCGCAGCAUCAGCAACAGCAGCAGCAGCAACAGCAACAGCAGCAGCAGCAACAGCAAUUCGAAACCUGCAAAGACUCUCUGUUGCUGGAGCACACGCAAUUCAGCGAGCAGAUCGCCGCGUACGUCUCCAGCUGAAUCGCUAGGCUCGCCACCGCGCUCGUGAUCCACGCUCUUGAAACGAUCUACUAAAAACGCACGUGCAUCUCGUGAUAUGUGAUAUCCCGUGUGUCGCGUCGGACCCCGAGUUAGGGGUCCGCGCGCUCCAACCUUUUGUGAACUCCAAGCGUGCGUGCGUCUCUCUCCUUUGUGUUUCAUCUUCUUUCUUUCGUGUUCUUUUUUCUUUUCUGUUUUUUGUCCCUAUCCCUUCUCGACGAGAAUCUCGAGUGAAGAAUCGGUCCUCUCCGAUUGUCUCUUUCCUUUUCUUCUCCC